AUGGAAUUGUCUCUCGUAGGCCUUCAAAAUGCUGGGAAGACCUCACUUGUUAAUGUUAUUGCUACAGGAGGCUACAGCGAGGAUAUGAUUCCAACUGUGGGUUUUAACAUGCGUAAAGUGACGAAAGGGAACGUGACCAUAAAGCUGUGGGAUUUGGGAGGCCAACGUAGAUUCCGUUCUAUGUGGGAGCGUUAUUGCCGUGGUGUCUCAGCCAUUGUAUACGUUGUUGAUGCUGCUGAUAGGGACAGCAUCCCAAUCUCCCGAAGUGAGUUGCACGAGCUUUUGAAGAAACCUUCGUUAGAAGGGAUUCCUUUACUUGUCCUAGGCAAUAAGAUCGACAAGUCGGAAGCUAUUACGAAGCAAGCACUUGUUGAUCAGCUAGAUUUAAACUCAGUCACCGGUCGGGAAGUAUGCUGUUACAUGAUAUCGUGCAAGGAAUCUGUUAACAUCGAUGUUGUCAUUGAUUGGCUCAUCAAACACUCGAAAACAGCAAAAUGA
Molecule: messenger RNA, 498 nt
Organism: Striga hermonthica
Lineage: Eukaryota; Viridiplantae; Streptophyta; Magnoliopsida; Lamiales; Orobanchaceae
Source: the annotation of a GenBank genome assembly